AUGAACAUACCACGUUCAAUUUUAUCUGUGGAAGCUAUUUGUCGCAGCGUUCUUCCUAUUUCUGGCUAUCGUUUUGCUCAUGCUAGGAAUACAUUCAUCAAUUUCGUUCCUCAGCAAGAAGCAUGGGUUGUUGAAAGAAUGGGGAAGUUUUAUAAAAUUCUUGAACCGGGUUUCAACAUCCUCAUCCCGGUUAUAGACAGAAUAAAAUUCGUGCAAAGUCUCAGAGAAAUCGCUAUAGAAAUUCCCCAGCAGGGUGCAAUCACUCUCGACAAUGUACAGCUGCAGUUGGACGGAGUACUAUAUUUACGAGUCUUCAACCCUUACAAGGCUUCUUAUGGUGUCGAAGAUCCAGAGUUCGCCGUUACACAAUUGGCUCAAACAACCAUGAGAUCAGAGGUCGGUAAAAUAAACUUGGACACAGUUUUCCGAGAAAGAGAGCAGCUCAAUGAAAGCAUAGUUGCAGCUAUCAACAAGGCGGCUGAGCCAUGGGGAAUUAAAUGUAUGCGAUAUGAAAUUCGGGAUAUGCACAUGCCUGCGAAAAUUCAGGAAGCGAUGCAAAUGCAGGUUGAAGCCGAGCGAAAAAAGAGAGCUGCUAUUCUGGAAUCCGAGGGGCACCGAGAGGCUGCUAUUAAUCGAGCAGAAGGUGACAAGAGAGCAGCAAUUCUUGCUUCAGAAGCUUUGGAAGCAGAACAAAUUAACGUCGCUCGUGGUCAUGCUGAAGCACUCCGGAUUAAGGCUGAGGCUCGUGCUCAGGCAAUUGAAAGAGUAGCCAUAGCCCUGAACCAAAAGGGUGGCGAUAGUGCAGCCAGUCUCACCGUUGCACAGCAGUAUGUCACAGCGUUUGAGAAACUCGCCAAGGACUCAAAUACAAUAGUCUUGCCUGCGAAUAUGAGCGAGCCGAGUUCGAUGGUGGCUCAAGCACUAGCACUAUAUGAAAAUAUCGGCAAGAAGUCAACAAAGCAGUGA
Necator americanus (New World hookworm) is the source of this 966-nucleotide messenger RNA. RefSeq lists its product as uncharacterized. The record is from RefSeq and is a predicted model, not a curated record. Bases 1 to 966 code for a protein of 321 amino acids. Gene Ontology annotation, cellular component: membrane; mitochondrion. Gene Ontology annotation, biological process: mitochondrion organization. The transcript has 9 exons. Lineage: Eukaryota; Metazoa; Nematoda; Chromadorea; Rhabditida; Ancylostomatidae.